Penicillium macrosclerotiorum is the source of this 1356-nucleotide messenger RNA. RefSeq lists its product as uncharacterized. Lineage: Eukaryota; Fungi; Ascomycota; Eurotiomycetes; Eurotiales; Aspergillaceae. The transcript has 10 exons. The coding region runs from base 1 to 1356 and encodes 451 amino acids. Gene Ontology annotation, molecular function: amino acid transmembrane transporter activity. Gene Ontology annotation, cellular component: vacuolar membrane. The record is from RefSeq and is a predicted model, not a curated record. Gene Ontology annotation, biological process: amino acid transmembrane transport.
AUGAGUGACGAAGAGUCAUAUGCCGUUGAGGCAAAGAGGGUCACCGAUGAGUCUCUUCAGAAAGAUGGCGACAAUGAGCUAUCAGCAGCCGAUCUGGAGCCUUUUGGAAAUGAGGACAAGGCUGAGGUCAAGUACCGUACCAUGAAGUGGUGGCACUGUGGAAUGCUCAUGAUUGCGGAGAACGUCUCAGUCGGCAUUCUGUCUCUUCCGUCUGCUGUGGCCACCUUGGGAAUGGCACCCGCUGCAAUCAUGAUUGUGUUCAUCUCUGCCCUCUCGUGGUAUACGGGAUACGAAAUUGGCCAGUACAAGCUCCGUCAUCCCCAAAUUCACAGCAUGGGAGACGCCGGCGAGCUCCUGAUGGGCCGUUUCGGUCGCGAGUUACUGGGAAUCGGCCAGUUGCUGCUCUUGAUUUUUCUCAUGGCCAGUAACAUUUUAAUGUUUAAUAUCUUGAUGAAUGUGCUGACCGACCACGGCACAUGCACUCUCGUUUUUGGUGUGGUUGGACUGAUUAUCUGCUUCCUUGGUGCUUUGCCCCGGACUAUGGACAAGGUUUACUUGAUGUCUGUCAUUUCUUUCCUAAGCGUUUUCAUCGCGACGGUGGUGACCAUGGUCAGCGCGGGUGUCGAGAGCAAAGGCGACAUCCCGCUUUAUUCCACCACAAAUGUCGGGUUCCGUGAAGGCUUUCUUGCGGUCACCAACAUUAUUUUCGCUUACCUCGCUCACGUCGCAUACUUCGGCUUCAUGUCUGAGACUGAGGAUCCACGAACCUUCAACAAGUCACUAGCCAUGCUUCAAAUUGUCGACACGGUCUUGUAUCUGAUUAGUGCCUUGAUUAUCUACCGCUACAUUGGGCCCGGUGUGGAAUCGCCGGCAAUCUUGUCUUUGAGUCCUGUCAUGAAAAAGGUCGCUUGGGGUCUUGCCAUUCCAACUACGAUUCUGUCGGGAGUUGUUCUUGGUCAUGUUGCAUGCAAAUACAUCUACGUGCGGCUUUUCCGUGGAUCUGACAAGAUGCAUAGCCGCAGUUUCCUUUCCAUUGGAACCUGGGUCGCCAUUUGUCUGGGUGUCUGGGUCAUUUCAUGGGUUGUGGCGGAGUCGAUUCCGGUAUUCAACGAUUUGCUCAGUCUUAUCAGCGCGCUUUUUGGAAGUUGGUUCAGCUUCGGACUGCCUGCUAUCUUUUGGUUCCAUAUGAACCGUGGAAAGUACUUCCAAAACGCUAGGAAGACGUUUUUGACGAUCAUCAAUGUUUUGGUUUUGGCUAUUGCAUGUGCUAUUUGUGGUUUGGGAUUGUGGGUUUCUGGCGUUGCAAUUCACGAAGACUCGGGGGCUAAAGCUUGGUCUUGUGCUAAUGACGUGUGA